This is a messenger RNA of Ilyonectria robusta, 675 nucleotides long. Its product is annotated as thioredoxin-like protein. The transcript is spliced from 2 exons. Gene Ontology annotation, cellular component: cytosol. The coding region runs from base 1 to 675 and encodes 224 amino acids. Gene Ontology annotation, biological process: hydrogen peroxide catabolic process; cell redox homeostasis; response to oxidative stress. NCBI's taxonomy places the organism in Eukaryota, Fungi, Ascomycota, Sordariomycetes, Hypocreales, Nectriaceae. The record is from RefSeq and is a predicted model, not a curated record. Gene Ontology annotation, molecular function: thioredoxin peroxidase activity.
AUGUCUACCGCUUUCGUUCAGCGUCCCGCUCCGGACUUUACCGCCACCACCCUCUUCCCCGGAGGCGAGUUCAAGGACAUCUCUCUUUCUGAGUACAAGGGACAAUGGGUCGUCCUCCUCUUCUACCCCAUGGACUUCACCUUCGUCUGCCCGACCGAGAUCAUCCAGUACAACAACGCCCUGGAGCGCUUCCGCGCCAUCAACACCACCGUGUUCGGCAUCUCCACCGACUCGCACUUCUCCCACCUCGCCUGGGUUGAGAAGCCCCGCAAGCAGGGCGGCCUGGGCCCCGACCUGGAGCUCCCCCUCGUCGCCGACCGGUCGCAGAAGAUCUCGCGCAGCUACGGCGUCCUCAUCGAGGAGGAGGGCAUUGCCCUGCGCGGCCUGUUCAUCAUCGACCCCAAGGGCGUCCUCAGGCAGAUCACCGUCAACGACCUGCCCGUCGGCCGCGACGUCGAGGAGACCAUCCGCCUCAUCAAGGCCUUCCAGUUCCACGAGGAGCACGGCGACGUCUGCCCUGCCGGCUGGCAGGAGGGUGGCAAGGGAAUGAAGGCCGACCCCAAGGGCAGCCUGGAGUACUUUGCUGCUCAGGCCGAGGCCACCAACGGCAAUGGCACCAAUGGCCAUGAGGCAAACGGCAACGGCGAGUCUAGGAAGCGACUCCGCGCAGAGUAG